UACGUCACACGGGUCAAAGUGUCAUUGCACGUGAAACUCCGCCUUAAACAAACUUGCUCUAUAUUUCAUCAUCGAUUUACUAAAAUCUCGAUUUUGCGCUAUAUUUGUGAUAUUUUUGGAGUGCGGCCGUGUUUGAAGAGUGCCUGCAUCAGUGUGAGCGCACUGUGAGAUGGAGGGCUCUGGUGACCCCGGCGGGCCCCCGAGGACCCCUCAGGUGGGUGGAGCCAGAGGGUUGCCGAUGGGCCGCCGGCUCCCCGCCUCCAUCACUCCGGGACGCCUUCCCACAAUGCGCUCCAGAGACCUCACGUUAGGAGGCGUCAAAAAGAAAACCUUCACCCCCAAUAUUAUCGGUCGAAAAUCAAAAGAGGAAUUAAAAGCUGAUGAAGGAAAGAGACGGGAUAAGAAGGAUGUGGAUCGAGGCCGGCAGCGGGACGGGCGAGGGAGGGGACGGGGUCGUCCUGAGGUCAUACAGUCCCACUCCAUCUUUGAGCAGGGUCCUGCUGAGAUGAUGGCCAAGAGGAAAGGUUUAUACGAUGACACCAGAGAAAGCGCAAACACUGGUCCUUCACCCAUCAUCAACAUCAAGAAGGAGAAGGAGACCGAAGAGGAGACCAAAGAAAUCCUGCGCAAACUGGAGAAGGACAAUUUUGUGGACGACCCUCACCUGCGAGGGCAACGAGAGAGCUGUCCCGUUCAGCUCCCGCUGGCCGUGUCCGGAUGGGUCUUCAAGCAGGAGUUCAGCGAGAAGAGCUCGUCCGACCCGGAGCCGAUCAGCACCGGAGCGGAAGUCAAGGUCAAGCAGGAGCCGCUGGAUAUUCCUGAGGCAAAGGCGGAGCCAAUGUUCAGACUGCCACCCUUGCCCGAACCUGAUUUGCUGCCUGAUUUACUGGAGGUGUGGAAUCACUGCAAAGAGGAGGAGCUUCUCUUCAUGCAGCUCCCUGAUUCGCUGCCAGGCCAGCCGCCCACCACCGAUGUCCGGCCCACUAAAACAGAGGUUCAGUCCAGUGAUGGACAGACCAUGAUGCAGAAGACCGAGACACAGGAGUCUCCUCAAGAAGAGAACAGCUGUUGUCUGAAGGAUCUACAGGAGGGUUUGGUGGGAAAGAUGCUCGUGAGGAAGUCGGGGAAAGUGCAGCUUAUUCUGGGUAACGUGACCCUGGAUGUGGCCUUGGGAACCCCAUGCGCCUUCCUGCAGGAACUGGUCUCAGUAAAUACCGAGGGCCGAAGGGGAGACAUGUCUGUGCUGGGACACGUUAAACACAAGUUGGUUUGUUCUCCGGACUUCCAGGCUCUUCUGGAGAACCGAGCUUGAGGAACGGCGGCUGGGAAUCGAAUGCUGUAUAUCCCUUUGUGUGGAAAUAUUCACUGAUGGAGAACUCGGAGUGAAUGAACGAAAGUUAUUUAUGUGUGCAAGGAAAUGUAUUUAGAAGAAUAUAUUAAUUGUCAUUCAGGAGUGAGACACUAUUACACAUGUAAAUAUUGUGGGUUAGAAUAAAUAAUA
This is a messenger RNA of Pimephales promelas (fathead minnow), 1501 nucleotides long. It is a transcript of the gene polr3d, whose product is annotated as polymerase (RNA) III (DNA directed) polypeptide D. Gene Ontology annotation, molecular function: DNA binding. Gene Ontology annotation, cellular component: RNA polymerase III complex. NCBI's taxonomy places the organism in Eukaryota, Metazoa, Chordata, Actinopteri, Cypriniformes, Leuciscidae. The record is from RefSeq and is a predicted model, not a curated record. Gene Ontology annotation, biological process: tRNA transcription by RNA polymerase III.